AUGGCUGGCGGAGGCGGGAAUAGUGGCGGAAGCGGCAGUGCUGGUAGUGGCAGCGGUGUCGUUGGAGGUCCCCACCACCCACGCCGGAUAAGUCUGAACCCGAAAGUGCAUGAACACAUUCCACUGGAGUACUUGCCAAAUUUGAAAAAGUACAAAUACUGUGGUUCAGACUCCAGCAUUAUUGGGCGUUACAUUAUGCAGCCGUACUGGAACUUUAUUGUGAACCUUGUACCAAUGACCGUGGCCCCCAAUGCAAUCACCCUUACGGGGUUUCUUAUUGGUAUAUCUUCUUCUAUUUUGGUUAUGUUUUAUUACUUCUUUUAUGAUGCGGUGUAUCCAGCAUGGGUGUGGUACUAUGCUGCAGCUGCCUUGUUUAUAUACCAAACCUUUGACGCUAUCGAUGGGAAACAGGCACGGCGAACUAAAACAGGUGGUCCACUUGGAGAGUUGUUUGAUCACGGUUGUGAUGCCUUCCUGACGCCAUUGGUUCAGGUGAAUCUAUGUUGUGCUUUGAACCUCCCAUCAUGGAUGACGUUUGUGUAUUGCACAAUGUCAUCCAUGAUUCUCUUUGGAGCGAUUUGGGAGCAAUUUAGCACGGGCACGUUAGAUCUUGGCUAUAUCAACGGUCCCACAGAGGGUAUAUGCGCGGCAUGCGUCAUGUUUAUCAUUACCGGUCUUUAUUCAAACUCUAUCUGGGAUACCACUGUUUUGGCCCCGUAUGAAGUAACGCUGUCUCUUUUUUUUAGGGAGGUAACCUUUGUUAUAUCCAGUGUUCGUAGUCUUAUCUUCCUCUAUAUCAUGGCUGCGGGUUGUGCGACUGUGGCGGCGAAUGUUGUGCACGUGAUUUGUAGACCCAGCGUUCACGUUGAGGGGACACCAUUUUUAGUACUACUUCCUGUGCUAUUUUUACUGUUCUUUCACGUGUGUCUCUUUUUGACGUAUACUUCGAUCCAUGACAGGUAUCCAUUCGCGUUUGAGUUGAGCUUUGGCUUUUUGACGUCCUACACUGUUACUCGAAUGACAGUGGCGCGGCUGUGUGCGAUGCCGUAUAGUCUCUUCAACGCCUUUUACCUGACCACGUUCUGCGUCACAUUUGGUGCACUUGUUGUUCACGCAAACUUUCGCGAGUUAGAGGUCAAAUAUUUGGAACCGUCACUCGGUUCCGCCAUGGUGGCGCUCGCCGCACUGGGGGUUUGGCAGUACUUGCACAUGAUUCUGUCGGUCUUCACACAAAUCUCGUAUUACCUGGGCAUACCACUGCUUUCUAUUACCCCUCGUGCGGAGUUGGAUGCAUUAUAG
Messenger RNA from Trypanosoma conorhini, 1299 nucleotides. Its product is annotated as putative choline/ethanolamine phosphotransferase (CEPT). Gene Ontology annotation, cellular component: membrane. Bases 1 to 1299 code for a protein of 432 amino acids. Gene Ontology annotation, molecular function: phosphotransferase activity, for other substituted phosphate groups. Gene Ontology annotation, biological process: phospholipid biosynthetic process. NCBI's taxonomy places the organism in Eukaryota, Euglenozoa, Kinetoplastea, Trypanosomatida, Trypanosomatidae. The transcript has a single exon. The record is from RefSeq and is a predicted model, not a curated record.